Phytophthora sojae is the source of this 321-nucleotide messenger RNA. RefSeq lists its product as hypothetical. The coding region runs from base 1 to 321 and encodes 106 amino acids. The transcript has 2 exons. The record is from RefSeq and is a predicted model, not a curated record. Lineage: Eukaryota; Oomycota; Peronosporomycetes; Peronosporales; Peronosporaceae.
AUGCGCGGUCACAUCGCCAUUUCGCAGAUCGUCAAGAUGGCGGAGAGCGCGACUUUGGACGGCAAGCAAGAGACGGCGCCAGCUCAAGGCACGGCGCCCCCCGGCAGCACGCCACCUCCGACACAGCAGCGCACCGGCGACGCCCCUGCAAGCACCGCACCAGCAGGCGGCGGCAGCGGCCAGGCGGGUAACUCAGCGUCCGGCGACACUUCGACGGACAGCACCAAGACGGGCGCGACCACGCGCAGAUUCACAGUGUCACCCAGAGUUUCCCCUGAAUAUCACGUGUCACUCUGGGUCAUUGUCACCCCAGAGUGCUAG